Messenger RNA from Amoebophrya sp. A120, 5999 nucleotides. NCBI's taxonomy places the organism in Eukaryota, Dinophyceae, Syndiniales, Amoebophryaceae. The record is from the annotation of a GenBank genome assembly.
AGUUCGAAGAUCGAACAGGCCCUCUCAAAGCGAUAACGAUACCUGCCCGUGACAAAUUUUUAGUACUGCGACUCAACGGUGUAGACAAUAGUAGAUUCGGAUACUUGCACGUGCAAACGUACCACGUUUGCCCCCAACCAAGUUGUCUUUGGAGAUCAUGAUGCAGUUUAUGCAGCAUGCCAUCGUCGUUCGAUGUAGAUCGCCUUUUCUUCAUCUCAUUCUAUUGAGUCUUUUCACAGCGUUUAAUUUCUCAGGCGUUUUACAAAAGAGUUAUUUCCCUAGACAAGUUUCAGCUCUUUCGACAGGUGGUGCGUCACCAGCACCAGGGGAUGACAGGCGUGAAGCUCCUAGUUCGUCUACGCACCACAAGUUUUUAGAAAGAAGAGACCACCAGCAGGUGGCAGAGCGGCAUAGAAAUGAGGACGGAGUGCUGGACCACCUGGGAGAGGAGGCUGUGUUAGCACACCACUCGGAGGCUGCUGCAGGGGGUGAGCUGCCUACACCUCCUGGAGUUGCUCCGCUUGCGCAACAAGUGGAAAGCGACCGCUUCUACUCAGAAGUGAAGGAUCUAGACGAGGCUGUGAAGAGGAACACGCAGUCAGACUCAGAUGCACAAACAGAGCAAUCAAACAACUCGUUUUUGCAGCCACGUCGAAGAAUACUAGGUGUAGGUGAUGAUGGUGGUCACAACGACGGUCGUCGUGCGGCACAGCAGCAUCAAGUUGCUGUUGAACACAUAGCACGGGAACACGAUCAGUCACAUUUGACGCAUGACGACGUCGAUGACGGUAGCGAAGUAGGCAUGAAAGCAGCUGGAGAGCGGAAUCAGGACGAGCAUACCGAACACAUACACAAGAACGCGGAAAUGGUCCUCUCUCCUGACGGCGAAAGUUCUUUCGUGGUCCAAGCUGAUGUUGAGGCUGCAGGAGCUGCUGAAAAAGUGUCCGUACAAGUAGAGGUGGGCGAGAUGAAGCAAGAGGAAGAGCUGCAAGAGAUUGCGCGCGAGAAGGUGAUGGGCAUGGGCCAUGACGACGAUAUAAUUCCUCGCAACAAGCACGACACGAAAUUUGUCCCCGCCCUGCUGCAGGAAAAGAUGGAAGAGCAAAUAGAGGAAAACUUUCACUCGAGGCCAGGGAGAAAUCCAGGAUCACCACGACGAGAAAGCGCGGCUGCUGCGCCCCCUACUUCCCUCGAGGAGCGCCUGCUGAGACUGGAGCAACAGCAAACCGAUUUGCAAGAGGAAAACAAAAGAUUAAAAGAACAGCUGGAACAUUUCCGGAAAACCGCUGAAACCCGUGAUGCCUUCUACCUCGAGGCCCUGCAGCGGAUUCGAUAUUGCGGCGGCGUCACGAUGUCGUUGAUUCGAUUCUUAUAUCCUUUGCAAAAGCAUCGUACUCGUACUAAUUGCGUUCGUGUUGUUGUUCGUGCAUGACAGAUAUCUGUGUCUACCUUUUUCAGCAUGACAAAUCCCAUUUUUGCUCUUGGCAAAAUUUGUCAUGCGAUUACUAUAUAUUAUAUUCAUGCGAAAAAAGAGGUAGACAGAGGGUAAACAAGAGGUGGCCGAGAGGUCAAAAAGAGGUCAAAAGAGGUAAAAAAGAGGUCGACAGAGGUGGAGAGGUGGCGCGGGACCCCUUUCGAGAGGGUCGGCGAGAGGGUGCGCGAGUAUAGCCCGCCGAAGGACCCACCUUAAGGCGGCGCCUAAGUGCCUCAGAGGGUGCAGAGAGGUCAAAAAGAGGGGGCGCGAGAGGUCGACAGAGGGCGAGGGAGGUGGCGCGAAUAAGGGCCAACCUCUCGCGCACCCUCUCGGCCACCUCUGGGCCACCUCUGUCGACCUCUACCCGCGAGUAUAGCCGGAUUAUUAGCGGGGACCCCCAAAAGAGGUAAAAAAGAGGGUCUGCGAGAGGGUAAAGACACAAAGUGGCGGGCGCGAAUCCGCAUGGUAUUCCCCAUAUUUAGCAUUGCAGGCCCUUCGCGGACUUGUUUUGUUCGGCGCCAGCCCCCGCCACCCUCUCGCGCCACCCUCUCGCGCCACCCUCUCGCGCACCCUCUCGCGCCCCCCUCCCACACUGAAGUCAUUGAAAAAGCGGCGCCGGGGAAUGGGGUGGGGCGGGCCGGUUCUUGGUUCGUCUUGAUUAACGAAAGGCAUGCGUAGCGGACUGGUGUGGCAUCUAGGUGCCUCCUGUUCUGCCCCAAUGCUAGUGGUAGCUCCUCCCUGCGCAGAGCGCCCUUAGGCGCGGGAAGCGCGCAGACGGUGCUGAGGGGGCCUAAGUAUGCAUGUCGUUGUGGUCCGGUCCGCAAGCAGUUCAAACCCGGCCAAACAGCCGCGCGCUCCGGCGGUAGCCGGAGCAUGGCUGGUUUAUACUAGUGCGAUACUUUUGCAAUGCAUAUCUUACUUGCGAUCUUCUUCGGCGAAACCCGGACCAGCCAAGUCUUAUCUUUCGAGCUGUGUGUCGGCGGGUACCUGGCGAUUUUACUGGGCACGCUGCUCGCGUGGAAAAAAGUAUUUUUCCCGGGAAAAGCGAAGCCGAGGACGCACAUGAUUUACGUGACCAGGGACAGCCGGGAUAGAGAGGAUCGGGAGCGCCGGCUUGCAGCUCUUGCCGCUGGUGGGGCGCCGGGGGGUGAAGCAGGAAGUACGACCAUGUUGGGAGGAGAUGAUGCUGGAGAUGCACGCGGCACAGCUACUUCCGCUGGUACAACUACACGCGGCACAGCUACUUCCGCUGGUACACGAGGCACAGCAGCUUCCGAACAAGGCGCAGCUGCCAAUAUUAACCAGACUGGGAUUUCUGAUCUUCGCGAAGAGAAUCCUCCUUCCCCAAGUACUAGCGCAACCGCAGUCGCAAGUGGCAGCUCUGAACACGACGACGACUCCACCGAACCAGCCGAACUCAGAAAGCUACGUGACGCUUUACCGGAAGAUUUUCUGGAGCGCGGGACGUUAUCCUGCGUUUGCCAGGACCAGACGAGCCUGGAAGGAAAGUCGUUCACCAUCGCACUGAUUCUCUACAUGGUGGCGACGCUGCUGAAUCAGUACCCGCUUCACUCUAUCAACUGUAAAAAUGUCUGGGUCUGGAAGAAUGCAUGUUUGUCAUGCUUGUCUGGCAUGACUCUUAAAAUCUGUCAUGCGUGUUACCCAAGAGCCCCAUUGUUCUCUGAUGCAGAAACGCAGUUUGUCAUGCAGAAUUGGCAACACCUAGAAGCUCAGAAACUUGUCAUGCUGAGCCAGCACGUGUGGCCUCAUCAUGAGACGCCGCCCAGCAUCACAAGUUUCCAGACCCAGACACUUUUACAUUUGAUACGUUCCUACCGCUCGUGGUGCCGUUGGAAGAAGCUGAGCCUAUUGCAAGGAAAAAUCCCCCCUCCCAAUAUUGAAAGCAUGGCCUUCCGAAAGUUUGCGAUGCAGAUUUGUGACCACGAAUCGUGUCUGUCUUGCCAGAAAGCAAAUCGAGAGAGUCCGCGGCGAUAUGCAGGCGGUUUGCAAUGCUGCAAGGCCUACAGGGCAGACGUCUGCCAUGCUAGGCCCCUAGUACACCAAAAGGCCCCCCCUUGGGUUUGCGAUCUGCGUGCAGUGCUUUCCUGCAGGACAAAUGUGGUCUGUGUAUACAAAUCCCGCAACAUCACAGAUUUCCGCUUUGAAAUGGGGAGGGGGGAAUUUUCAUUUUGAUAGAGCGAGAUCGGCGACCACGGCGACCCGGGCUUGCCUCGCUUGGCCGUGUUGGGCGAGAUUGUCCUUCGGUGCUGUUGGCUGAUUGUCCCCAGUUUCUGUUUCGUUGUGACCGCCGUGAUUCCGUCGAAGUCCGAGACCGGGCGAAACCAAAACCUGUACGUUCUGAUCCACAAUUUCGCCGCAAACGCGGGGUGUCUCACCUUGCUCAUCUUUGAAACAAUCCAGCUUCUCUGGGGCGAAAACGUGCCGAUAGGGUACUUAGGAGCGGUUUUUGACAAACCGUAUCCGUUGGACCAUGGAAUGUUGACCAAGACGAGGACAGCUUCAACCUCACGUCGCAACUACAGCGUCGACUUGUUUGAUAACAAAGAUCAUCCCCGCGGGGGUCUAUCGGCUGUCCGAUUCGGAAACAAUCUUGAACACGACCAAGGGUUGAAGAUAUACAACAGCCUCCGUACAACUAGCGCCCAACACGAUGUCUACGACGUUCCCCACGAGGAGAUUUUCCGGGACCCGUACCUCUGGCACAUUGGGUGCCUCGACUACGAGACCUCGCCCCGACCCUGGGAGACGGUGACAUGGCUCCGGUUGGUCGUGAUUGCAUGGACGUGGCUUAUGGGAUCCUGCCUCUUCUUCCAGCAAUUCUUGAUCUACGCAAAUUACGAAUUGAAAAUCACUUGGAUCCAGAACUCCCGCGCUUUCCGCACCUUAAAAGACCGGAUCCGCACCGCGCGCUCUUCCUUUGUCUUCGAGAUGUUGGUUUGCUACGCGAUUUUUUUCCUCCCAAUCCUGGCCGGCUACCACAACGCCGCUUACGGGACCUUUUACGGCACGCAUAAAGGGUUCGACCGAAAUCCGCAGGACUUCGCAAUGCAAACCAUGACCAGGGAGGCGGUGCUGAGGUAUGGUGAUGUGGAAACUCUUGAGCGAAAUACUAACGGUCGUGUAGUUGUUGACGGAGGUGGUCGUGAUGUACUAUUUUCAACGAGAAGAAGAAGUGCCGGUGGAAGUACAACGCCCCCUACGGCCCCUACUCAUCCUGUCGUGCAGCAACAAGAACCGGGCGAGGACACGACCACGUCGUUUCUUCACAAAAACGGAGCAGACGGCGCGGCCUCAUCGAGUAGUAGCACAACAGGUGCUGGGUUGCUGCAUGUCGAUCCGCAUCAGCGUCAUCAGCCCGAAGAUGUUGUUGAGCCAACAGCCCCUCUUCCGCACAAACCUCUUCUUUCCAUCUGGGACAUGGUCCCGUACCCGGCUGUGGGGACUGUUCUGUUGAACACAGCGCGGCAGGACAGUCAAACCCGCGCUCACUAUAUGAGCUGCAAAAGUAUGAGUAUCGUACUCGUAUAAAUGCAUGACAAGUUCCCUCAGCAUGAAAAAUUAAAUUUGUAAUGCGGAUUUACCUUGAGAAAAAAAUUUGUAAAUGCAUGAGUGCCAUUACUACGAGUACGAUACUUUUGCACAGGAUACACUACGUCAACCAACUGAACCCGGACACGAGGGAGGCCAUGCUCUUGUAUCAAAGUGAAAAAAGUUCCCACCCCAAAUCGGAAACGGAAGAUGCGCGAAUUUGUGAUUUUGAAGACUGAAUAGAAGGCCAAGAGACGAAGCUGCGGCCUAAAUUGCAGGUAAUCUGUCAUGCUGUUUCCCACUUCCAGUUGCCUCCUGUCAUCCUGGAGCUGCAAGGCUUUCCCACGCUAGACAGCACUACAGUCCGCAUCUUUUGCCUUCUAACAUCACAAAGCUGAUUUGUGACCACAAAUCUGCAUCACAGAUUUCCGCUUUGAUAUGGGGAGGGGGGAUUUUUCAUUGCAAUAUCUUGUCCUUCCAACUGUCGAAGCGGUGGGAGCUGGCCAAGUAUUGCAUCAACUACCAUAGGCAGAUAAAGGAGGGACAAAAUAUUUUGUCGAAGGAAGAGAAGGAGAGGGACAAACACAUGUGCGCUCUCUUCAGCACGGAGGAGGAAGCCAACGCGGUGCUGAGCUUUUUCCUCAGCUUUCGCGCAGCGCACGUUGACGAUUUGGUGAGAUUGUAUGGUGAGGAGCAGAUGAACAGUGCCGCUGCUGCCGGGCACGGGCAGCUGCAGGGCAACCAAAUAGAUGAAGGUGCAUUAGGUGUGUAAAAAAAACGCGGUUACUUUUUCCAGGGUGAUCGGCUGCAUUAUUUUUCGAGCGCUCGAAAGAGUGCAAUUCCGACGGCUGGUUUUGAACUGUACAGCGACUGAGACUUUGACUUCAACUUCUCAAUUAAAACUACGAUAAAACGAAAAUAACUUUAUUACCGAAACACAGCAGCACUCUCUUUUUGAUGAGAGCAAGGAUUUUGC